This is a messenger RNA of Mus pahari (shrew mouse), 979 nucleotides long. It is a transcript of the gene Catsperz, whose product is annotated as catsper channel auxiliary subunit zeta. Gene Ontology annotation, biological process: sperm capacitation; flagellated sperm motility. Lineage: Eukaryota; Metazoa; Chordata; Mammalia; Rodentia; Muridae. The coding region runs from base 273 to 860 and encodes 195 amino acids. The record is from RefSeq and is a predicted model, not a curated record. Gene Ontology annotation, cellular component: CatSper complex; sperm principal piece. The transcript is spliced from 5 exons.
AGUCGUGUUCUUUUGGUUAAGUUCAGGUAUUCAGACUCUUGUCCCUGCCAUGAGGAGACGCGGACUCGAAACUGGAUUGGGCACUUCCAGUCUUGGCAUUGAUAUUGGGGGUGGAAGCAAGUUAGAGUCUUGAUGCAAUCUGCAGUUUGAAGUCUCCUCCCGCGAGACCACUAUAACCAUGCGGGAGGAGACUGCCCCUCCCCCUUCCUGGAGCGUGACCCCCCUCCCUUCUCGAUUGAGCCCUGUGGAUACUGGUCCGUUGGUGCAGAACGAUGGAGGAAAGCUUUAUCAAACCGGUGCCCAAACAAGCAAACCGUCGCCGCAGCUCGGUCAGAUCCAGCCUGUAUGGAGAUGUUCGUGACCUAUGGAGCACGGCCACGAUGUCCACAGCGAACAUGUCGGUAUCCGACGUCUGCGAGGACUUCGACGAAGAGGGCAAAUCUGUAAGCAACAGGUUUCGCAAGUACAGCCAGACCAUUUCUAUUAGGGACAACCUCAACCUCGAGCCAGAGGAGAUCCAGCAGCAAGCACGUCUAGAGCUUGAACUGUGCCAUGGCAGGUCCUUGGAGCAUGGGGAGGACCACGUAGAAUCUGAGGCCUCCUUAGCAUCAUCUACUUCAGAGUCACUAAUCUUAAGUCUAUGGAAGCCACAUCGAGCCUACUGGACAGAGCAGCAGAACAGGCUGCCUCUGCCUCUGAUGGAACUCAUGGAGAGUGAAGUUCUGGACAUUCUCAAGAAAGCCCUCAGUACAUAUAGGUCCACGAUUGGCAGGAACCACUUCAUGACUAAAGAGCUUCAGGGAUACAUCGAAGGGAUCAAGAAGCGCCGGAACAAGAGGCUGUACUUUUUGGAUCAGUGAACCUCCAGCUCAAGUGGCCAACAAGACGUCCGUCCCGUGUCCUUUCCGGUUCCUCGAACCCAAGCUCAACCCCAUCAGCAUGGAAUUUGAAUCCUAGAGAAAUUAAAGAGUCUAUGCAU